Messenger RNA from Botrytis cinerea B05.10, 1704 nucleotides. RefSeq lists its product as hypothetical. Gene Ontology annotation, molecular function: protein binding. The transcript is spliced from 3 exons. The coding region runs from base 380 to 1459 and encodes 359 amino acids. Lineage: Eukaryota; Fungi; Ascomycota; Leotiomycetes; Helotiales; Sclerotiniaceae. The record is from RefSeq and is a predicted model, not a curated record.
GGUCAACUUUAUGAGCAGCAACCAAUAAAGUUGGUAAAAGGAGUCACUUCCAGAUAUUCCAUUCUCAACGCAACCGCAGAAAGAAUCCUUAGCUUGAACUUAUAAAACGCCCCUAAUUUCACUUUUGGGUAGGCACAGAAAUCCCUCCUGACCCGAAAUCACAGUAAAAAUCAAUUUGCACACAUUCACCGUUUCUCCCCCCUCAUUUCUCCACCUUGAUUUGGACAUUUAAUUAGACGGAUUCGCAUACCAAUCCAUAUUUAUUUUAAGAAGACUCUGUACUGCCACAUCUUCGUUUCCUCUCAAAUUUGAACCCAAUCUACCAAUCUUCUUUACGGACAGAAACACAUAUAUUCAACCCAUCCACCUUUAUUCGACAAUGGAUGCUACCACCGCUCACAUACUCCCACUAGCGGAGGCCAGUCAUUUUGAAGAAUGGUUCAAAAUAGCCAUGAAGUGGAAAACGGGAAAGAGUUACAGACGUGCAUCCCCAGCCAAAGAGAAAAGGCUCGAUGGGAGCAAGGGAGAACUGAUGGGACUCUUAACGCCACCAGCUUCUCCCUUGAAACCAAUAUACUCGUCUUCCUUGGACUCCCCAGUGUCGACCCGAAAAAGCUCAAUCACAUCUUCCUUGGUCUUUCCUGUCUCUGAAUCAUCGUUGUUGGCCCCACUGUGCCUGACGCCACCCAUGGUAGUUACACUGCCCGAUUCCACAUUAACAACUGAUCCCAAGUCUUCAUCAUCACAUGCAGUUGAUCUCCCUCCUUGUUCCAAAUCAUCACCACCUCUACUUCUGCCUCCUUCUCCUCCUCCAGAGAAAGCGCCAACAUUCGAGAACGAGUUCUACGAAGUCAAACGUUCUCCAAAGGGCGGUCUAGGCUGUUUCGCCAAAGUAAAUAUUGAGUCUGAAACUAUGAUUCAUUCCGAGGAACCUUUGUUCUUAUCUUCUAUGGUGCAAAUCUACUAUCACUUUGAACAGUUGACGGCGGAACAACAAGCUGCCUAUCUGAAAUUGCAUCAUUGGCAUGGUCUCGCUGCGCACAAGGUUCUUGCAAUCUUUCAGACUAACCGUUUUCACGUACCCGGAGGCAAAUCUGGAAUCUUCCUCAAUUCGUCUCGUUUCAAUCACGCAUGUCCCGGGUUCUGCAAUAGCACGUAUGGUUUCCGUAAAGAUAUUAAUAAAAUGGUAUUCACUACCCUCAGGGACAUAAGCAAGGGUCAAGAAAUCACCAUCUCGUAUGCGAAUGUGCCCACUCAUUUGUAUCAAAAUUAUGGGUUCUUUUGCGAUUGUCCGGGAUGUCCUCCGGGGAGUUUCGCGUCGAAAAAAUGGGAGUAUGAAAAUGAUUUGGUAAGGCAGGCGGAGAAACCAGUUGGUGAUGCGGAUGAGUUUGAGCAAGAACCGUACCCGGGGAAUGAAGUUGAGGCGUGGGAGCUUGAGCGUGAUUCGUUUGAGUGGUAGAUUGGGGGUGUGAGAGGGGGAGGAGUGUGGAAUGGGCAAGAAAGACUGGGUUGUUGAUGGAUGUCUGAAGAAGAUUUAUGGCAGGGGAGAAAAGCACUUUUAUUCAUUGCUGCUUCAGCGAAAGAUAUCAAGUUGUUGGAUAAGUUACCGUGGGAAAGUUUGAAGAUAUGCACUUGACAUAGCGCUGGAUGUUACUGGUCUUGAGGUUACUGACGGAAGUCUGAAAUCGACGUUAAACUAUACCA